This is a messenger RNA of Macrobrachium nipponense, 4124 nucleotides long. RefSeq names its product phosphoenolpyruvate carboxykinase, cytosolic [GTP]-like. Gene Ontology annotation, biological process: propionate catabolic process; gluconeogenesis; cellular response to glucose stimulus. The record is from RefSeq and is a predicted model, not a curated record. The coding region runs from base 1542 to 3518 and encodes 658 amino acids. Gene Ontology annotation, cellular component: cytosol. Gene Ontology annotation, molecular function: manganese ion binding; GTP binding; phosphoenolpyruvate carboxykinase (GTP) activity. The transcript is spliced from 3 exons. NCBI's taxonomy places the organism in Eukaryota, Metazoa, Arthropoda, Malacostraca, Decapoda, Palaemonidae.
ACGGCAACAUAAAUCGUCUGUUCUACAGUCCUUUUCUUUCUUAAGAAACUGGUAGCUCCACCGCCAACUAAGAACUGUAAUUCAAGACAGCUUUAGGGAAUUUUUGGGUGGAUAGCAGGUAUACGAUAGAAACAGGUUUUGUGUUUAGCAGUAUUAUAGCAGAGACGAUGAAAGAUAACCAUCAGCCAGUCGAACUGGAGGCGGUGGGGCGGGUUGGUUGAAUAGGUGUGGCAGGUGUUCUGUACCUCACUGGGCGCGUGGAAAUUUCCUCGCUUCCUCCUCGGACGCGAAAAGGGAAAGUAAAAAAAAAUCUCUCUCUCUCUCUCCUUAAGUAUGAGAUGUUUGCAUCAACUGUCGAUUCAUUCCUUCUUAGAUUUAUAUUUUGACGGGGUUUAGAAAGAGUUUGUUACGACCAUAGAGGUUGAGGCGAGAACUUUUCUUUCUCCACGGCGAAAUCGUACAGUUACUGAUUAGUCAUUUUGGGCUAUAUUUGUCAGAAAUUGUGUCAUUUGGAUGUUCGGGUAAUAGAACACCCACGAAUGAGAGUUCUUCGUUUCAUCCAAACAAUGAUGCCUUUACCCUGUAUUCCUUUCUUAUCUCAAAAACUAGAUAACAACACUCCAAAGGCCUAGUUUGUGAGGGGGGGGGGAGAUAAAUAUUCGUUAUCUGUUAUAAAUUCGCUUUCUUGUUCGUGAAACCUUUUGUCUUAUUACUUCCAGCUCGCCCUCAGAUUUCUAGAUAGAAGCUACAGAUAUUCUGAUUUGGACCAUCCGAGGCAUCAAGGACAUCGAGAAACAUUUAGGGAAUAAUAAAAAGUCGAAUAGUCUCUCGUUGUCGGAGAAACUUAGGGAACAGUGCAUGCUGGGAGAUUGGGGAAGAGACGCGGGGAUGGGGGUGUUGGGGGAUUCUCCACAGCUGCAUCUGAAGGAAGGGUAUAAAACGAUUGUUGGAGGCGAAGUGAAACCACAGUCCACCGACGGCCGCCUGCCUCUCUCGCGCUCCCCGCCAACCCGACCCCAUUCCUCCUCCCUUUCUACCCUACGGACAUAGCCACCCCUCGCCCUUAGAGCAAUCUGUUACUACUUCAGUUCCUUCCCUCUUUGAGUGUUGAAUUUUUGUUUUCCGCUGUCUGUGCCUGUCCCAGAAACUUACCCUGAACUACUCCACCCAGUGUUAUCCCUGUGAAUCCGCUGUGAUAUCGAAAGAGGUCGGUGAGACACUUCUGACACACCUGUUAGUACACCGCUCGCCCACGUCAUUGCAUCCCCCGUGGCCUUUAGGAUUAUUUACCAUACGAGCGCUACAGGGUGUGGACGAGUUUACACUAUAUAUUAAUUUUUUGUAAGACAUGCGAAGGAUACCGUGUGAUGUAAUCGAAGGACAUCGAGUUUGUUGAUAGCGCUACCGAAAAACACUUGGUUACGAGAAGUGGUUAUAAUUCUUCCAAAAAGUGGCAUUAACUAGUGGCCUUAAGUCAAGCUAAACCAAAGUGCCUUUAGUACUGUUAUGUACAGCAGGUGACCACAGAACAAUAUUCCAAAAUGAUCUUCGCUUUUCGUAACUGCAAACGUCUUUAUUUUAGGUAUAGUAGAAGACUGAACAGCUUCAUUUAUGAGGCUUCCAAGAAUGCUGCUGAAGUGAACAAGAAGAACCUUGAAUUCCAAGUUCGAUCCCUCGGCGUUGCCCAUGGCAAACUUAACAACCUUAAGCCAAAGGUGCGAUCCUUUGUGGAGGAGAGUGCCCGACUCUGUCAGCCUGCCAACGUCCACAUCUGCGAUGGCUCUGACCGCGAGUUUCGUCACCUGUUGAACGUGAUGCAGCAGGCUGGGAUGAUUGAGCCUCUGCCUAAGUACACUAACUGCUGGCUGGCUCGUACUGACCCAGGCGACGUGGCCCGUGUCGAAAGUAAAACUUUCAUCGUGACGAAGGACCGCCGUGAAACCAUUCCCUCCCCCAAGGAGGGUGUCAAGGGCCUCUUAGGAAACUGGAUGUCCCCUGAUGACCUGAAGCAGGCCGUCCAGGAACGUUUUCCAGGAUGCAUGGCUGGCAGAACCAUGUAUGUGAUUCCCUAUUCCAUGGGUCCAGUAGGUUCUCCUCUGUCAAAGAUUGGUGUUGAAUUGACUGAUUCCCCUUACGUCGUUGCUUCAAUGCGCACUAUGACCCGAAUGGGAUCCGUUGUACUGGAUACCCUUGGAGAAGAGGACUUUGUCAAGUGCCUUCAUUCUGUAGGAUGCCCACUUCCACUCAAGAGGGAGUUAGUCAACCAAUGGCCUUGUGAUCCAGAACGCACCAUUGUGACCCAUGUGCCUGAUACAAAUGAGAUUAUUUCAUUUGGAUCGGGCUAUGGUGGAAAUUCUCUCUUGGGUAAAAAAUGUUUCGCCCUUCGAAUUGGUUCAACUAUUGCCAGACGUGAAGGAUGGCUGGCAGAGCACAUGCUUAUCCUUGGAAUAACAAAUCCCCAAGGAGUUAAGAGAUAUAUUGCCGCUGCAUUCCCAUCUGCCUGUGGCAAAACUAACUUGGCAAUGAUGACUCCGUCUCUGCCUGGAUACAAAGUGGAGUGUGUUGGCGAUGACAUUGCGUGGAUGAAAUUCGAUGACGAUGGAAUUCUCCGAGCCAUCAACCCUGAAAAUGGUUUCUUUGGAGUAGCCCCUGGUACCUCGAUGCAAACUAAUCCUGUUGCCAUGAAGACAAUUCUUUCCAAUACACUCUUCACAAAUGUAGCCAAGACCAGUGAUGGAGGCGUAUUCUGGGAGGGCCUAGAAAAAGAAAUUGCUAAUAAUGUCACCAUUACAUCUUGGCUGGGAGACACCAACUGGACUAAGGAGUCAGGCAAACCUGCAGCGCAUCCCAACUCGAGAUUUUGCACUCCCGCUGCUCAGUGCCCCAUCAUUGACCCUGCGUGGGAAGAUCCUAAGGGAGUGCCCAUUUCAGCCAUCCUCUUCGGUGGCAGGAGACCACAAGGAGUACCUCUUGUUUAUGAGGCAUUUGACUGGAAACAUGGAGUACUCAUUGGUGGAGCCAUGAGGUCGGAGGCCACUGCUGCAGCAGAGCACAAGGGCAAGGUGAUCAUGCACGAUCCAUUUGCUAUGAGGCCAUUCUUCGGUUACAACUUCGGUCACUAUUUGCAGCACUGGUUAAGCAUGGAGAACAGAACUGACAAGCCCCUUCCCAAAAUAUUCCACGUCAAUUGGUUCAGAAAGGACGAAAAAGGCCGUUUCAUCUGGCCCGGAUUUGGUGAGAAUGCCCGCGUCUUGGACUGGGUUUUGAGGCGCAUUGACGGCGAAGAUAUCGCCGAAGAGAGCGCGGUGGGACUUAUUCCGAAACCAAAUACCAUUAAAAUGGAAGGUCUGGAAGACCAGAACAUUGACAUGGAUGAACUCUUUAGCCUCCCAAAGGACUUCUGGCAGCAAGAGGUUCGUGAUAUAGCUAAGUAUUUCAGUGAACAACUGGAAGAAGACUUGCCCAACGAAGUGAGGGAAGAGCUGAAGAGGCUGGACAAGCGCGUCGAGAAGCUUUAGAGUAGCUAGCUAUCGCUGAGAAAGGUUUUGAAUCAUCGGGAAGCGCUGUUUUUGCAAUGACAACACCAUCAGUGUGAGCUCGGAUUACAUCACUUGCAUAGCAACACUGCGCCGCAUAAAUGAAUUUUGCUCAUUUUUUUCUCCAAAGGGAAAUCGUUAUGAAUACCCACAGAAAUCCCAAGUGUCUAAGUCGUCAUCUCUUAACGGAAAAUUGUUCACAUUAGCCAUGAUGAUGAUGAUGGUAUUAAAUUGUUCUCGGUUUCCGAAGGGAAAUUGUCAAAGAAUUGCUUCCAACCUUUGCUACAAAUUUGUCAUUCAUAUCAGUCAGUCAUCGUGUCCCCCAUUCAUAAAGCAAAAUACGCAUGAAUAACCUCCCUCCCUUUAACAUAAUCAUAAAGCAAUGCAAUAUUUUGUGAUACGUAAUUUUAGUAGCAUAAACACUGUUGUUCCUUCUAAGUUCACCCCCUCAGCUGAGCUGAGUUUUUAUGUUGCGUGGGUUGUACUACGCUCUUUUUUUAAUGUUUAUUUUGUAUAUAUCUAUCUGCUGAUUAUGGGAGAAUGUUGAUCUAAGUAACAAGAUAUCAAUAUUAUUUUUAUAUACGAUCA